Hevea brasiliensis (rubber tree) is the source of this 1600-nucleotide messenger RNA. RefSeq lists its product as uncharacterized. NCBI's taxonomy places the organism in Eukaryota, Viridiplantae, Streptophyta, Magnoliopsida, Malpighiales, Euphorbiaceae. The record is from RefSeq and is a predicted model, not a curated record. The transcript has 3 exons. The coding region runs from base 472 to 1413 and encodes 313 amino acids.
UCUCUCUCUCUCUCUCUCUCUCUCUCUCUCUCAUUGUGUAUAUAUAAUAUAGUCCAAUCUUUUUCCUUGCCUGCUUCCUUCACAGCCUGUCAAGCUUGAAUUAUUAAGACCAUGAUUAUAAUUUUUUAGAAACAGGUUAGCUUUGUUGUUUCUUUAAGUAAAGAGAGAGAGAGAGAGAGAGAGAGAGAAAGAGAGAGAAGGGAGAAAGAGACUAAUUCCGGGCUGUCACAGAAAGAGAGAUUCUUUGCUGGAGUGUUGUUGUUUACUCGUCAAUCCAUUCGUCUAUCUCUAUCUCUCCAAGUUCACCACAAAUAAUUUGUACUACUAUAUACUGCUUGGAUUGCUUCGUCCAUAUUUGCUGUAAAAAACAUGAGUUAUGGAACCUCAUAACGAAGUUGGCUUUUUGUUUUUUCUUCAGCUUCGGUUGUUAAUUGCACAGGAUUUUGGCAUGAAUAGAGAGAAAGAUGUUCAAUGAGCCUCGUUGGAGAGAUUGCCGAUCCGGCCACCUUUUUUUUCAGUUCCUCACUGGAUUGUUGGGACCCCAUUUCAGGGAUGGGAACUAAACUUGAAUAUGCCUUCAAUCUUCUAGCACCUUCACCAAAUAGCACUAGCUUUAAUGUUCAUUGUGUGGAUGAACUUGACUAUUUGCAAACUAGAGAGCUGAACAUUAGCUUCCUAAUUACUGGACUUGACAAGCAUCACAGCUUGGCUUAUGACAAAAUGCCUGAAAAACAGAACUUAGAUUUCAUCAGAAAGACUAUGCAGAUGCAUGAAGAAACCUUCAAACAUCAGGUAAGGGAACUCCACAGGCUAUACAGUGUACAGAAGAUGUUAAUGGAUGAACAGGACAAGGAAAUUAAACAGAAUAAAAAGUACUGGAAUCCAAGGGAUACCAAUUACCUGUAUAGUUUGAACUUUCAAGGCUUCAGAGAUGAUCAUCCAAGCCCAAAGGAAAGAAGCGGCAGCUGCUCCGGUGAGACCAUGAGAAUGACUACAUUGGGAAUUGAUCUUGAGAGGCCUGCUGCAGAGGAAGAUAUAUCUACUGCUAUUAGUACUGCCAUUGAUGAUACUCGAGCUGCAGGGACUAGCUCUUUCAUCCCCUUGAAAGGGAACGAUAAAAUGAGCAUCGAUGGCUCGGACGAAGAAAGUGAAGUGGAGCUAACAUUAAGCAUCGGAAGGAGCAGCACCAGCAGCAAGAAGAUGAUCAUGUCGACAAAUCAAGAAAUGGGAUUCUCUGAACAAAUGCAUAAGCGUAUGAAGGAGCUUGAUUCUCCAGCAUCAGUCAAGUCCGAAAGAAGAGGAGAGGAUUGCAGCACUCCAACAACCCCAAUGAGCAGCUCUAGUGCAACAUUUGAUCAUGAAAGAAAACAGCCAAAUUGGCUUUUCCAAGGUUUAAGCAUAAACAGGACUUGAACUUUAAUUUCUGACUUGCAUCAGACUAUCAGUAUGUUAAACUAUUUUUACAUUGAGGACUUAUCAGAUGAAAUAUUCACAAUUUAGUUGCCAAAUUAGAUAAAUGCAUCAUUGAGGUGUACAUGGUUGUGAAUAGGACAUGUACAAAACUUUAUGUUGAAUUACAUUUCCAGUCACCAUUUGUUUC